GACCAGACGGGCUGGGGCGGGUGUGUGCGGGCGUACGGGGACAGCAGCUGCGGUCCGGCGCGAGCACGGUCAUCCUCUCGGUGAGCCGCGGGACGUGACUCAGGGAACACGCAAGCUUCAUCAUGGGAGCUGUAGUAGCUGAUGAUGGUCCAUCUGGUGUUAAAGCCCCUGAUGGAGGCUGGGGCUGGGCUGUCCUUUUUGGCUGUUUUAUCAUCACAGGAUUCUCCUACGCCUUUCCUAAGGCAGUUAGUGUUUUCUUUAAAGAACUUAUCCGGGAAUUUGGCAUUGGAUAUAGUGACACUGCAUGGAUUUCCUCCAUUCUGUUGGCCAUGCUUUAUGGAACAGGUCCACUGUGUAGUGUAUGUGUCAACCGCUUUGGCUGUCGUCCUGUCAUGCUGGUGGGUGGCCUCUUUGCCUCCAUGGGGAUGGUGAUAGCUUCCUUUUGUACAAGCAUCGUUCAGAUCUAUCUAACUGCAGGUGUGAUUACUGGUUUGGGUCUGGCACUAAACUUUCAGCCAUCACUCAUCAUGUUAAACCGUUACUUUGACAAACGCCGGCCCUUGGCCAACGGGCUCUCUGCCGCUGGGAGUCCAGUGUUUCUUUGUGCUCUAUCACCGCUGGGGCAGAUACUACAACAUGAGUAUGGCUGGAGAGGAGGAUUCCUUAUACUGGGUGGGAUGCUGCUCAACUGCUGUGUAUGUGGAGCACUAAUGAGACCUUUGGAGCCACCCAAAAAGUCUGAAGCUACCAAAGAGCCAGCUGAGAAGAAAGUGAAGAAAAAACUUCUGGAUUUCAGUGUGUUUAAAGAUGGUGGUUUUGUAAUCUAUGCCCUAGCAGCAUCUAUCAUGGUGCUUGGCCUCUUUGUUCCCCCAGUUUUUGUUGUGAGUUAUGCCAAGGAUUUAGGCUAUCAAGACACCAAAGCAGCUUUUCUUCUGACUAUUCUGGGAUUCAUUGAUAUCUUUGCUCGGCCUAUUUGUGGAAUGGUAGCUGGUCUUAAAUGGGUUAGACCACGCUGUGUCUACCUCUUCAGUUUUGCUAUGAUUUUCAAUGGUUUCACAGAUCUCAUGGGUUCGAUGUCUGUUGAUUAUGGUGGACUGGUGGUCUUUUGCAUUUUCUUUGGCAUUUCUUAUGGAAUGGUAGGUGCUCUUCAAUUUGAAGUUCUCAUGGCUAUUGUUGGUACUCAGAAGUUUUCCAGUGCUAUCGGUUUAGUGCUCCUGGCAGAAGCUAUGGCUGUUCUAAUUGGUCCGCCAUCAGCAGGAAAACUCCUCGAUGCAACAGGGAGGUACAUGUUUGUAUUCAUUAUUGCUGGAAUUGAAGUUACCACCUCAGCACUUGUAUUGGCCUUGGGAAAUUUCUUCUGCAUUAAGAAAAAAUCGGAAGAACCACAUACAAAAGAAGAAGCAGCAGAAAGAGAGGAAUUAAACAAAUCUGAAGACAAAACUCCUGAAGAUGCCAAGGUGGACUCUAUUGAAGUGGAGCAGUUUCUGAAAGAUGAGCCUGAAAAAAAUGGCGAAGUUGUAACUAACCCAGAAACAUGUGUGUGAGCAUGACAGGGAAUUGAAAAGUGUUUAGAAAAGAAAGAUUUCCAACACUAUUUAUUUUAGAAACAGAACUAGUUUAGGGCUGGGCCAUCUGCUUUAGUAACUGGAAGCUAGUCAGCUCAUCAGAUCUCUUUGGAAGCUGAUUAGCUGGACAACUUCUCAUUGGAAAAUCAGCUUUAUCAGCAAAAGGUGGAGCAUUGUGAUUAUACUUUUUAUGUAAACUAAAAAGCUUUUAUAAACACAAGUAGGCUCUUGCUAUGCAUCACCAGAAACUGCUCACUUGGAAGAGAUAUAGGAAAAGUAUAUUUUAAGAAAAGUGGACUUAUACGUAUGUUUUCAGACAAUAUUGAUGAAAUCGCUGUGUUGUGUGACUAAGUAUAAUUUCCCUGUGUUCUUUGUGAAGGGAAAAGAGUUUGAGAUGGAGAAAAAUCUCAGGAACUUAACGGUCUCCAUUAGGUUUUUGAAUUUCUUACCUUUUUAGAUUUUUUAGAUUAAUUGGCUCAGUCCUAAUUUAAUUUUGAUAAUAUCUGUAACUUUGACUUAUGUAAAUGUAUUUCUGAGUUCUGUCUAAACCUGUAACCUUUGUAAUUAUCAUCUGGAAAUUCUGUUUGUGAAAAGGCAUAUUACAGAUAGUGUCCUGAUUAGAUGACACAAGUGGUAUUCUGAGGUAGUAUACUGAAAGAAAAAAAAUGAGCAGAAUUGAUCCCGACAGACCUUAAGCAAACAAAAUUAGCCUACAUUACAUAUACUGUGUUCAGUACGAUUUCCAUAGAGCAUUGAAAAAUAUUACGAGUAACAUGGAGAACAUGGAUAUUAGAUUUAGUAGAAUAUUCUGAAAAAGUGUCCAUUUUGUAUAUAGAAAAAGUGGUGCUAGUUUCCAGAUGUCCUAUAAAUUAGAGUGGGUAGACUUAGGGAAGAGACUGGACUAGUUUGAAACAUGUUAGCCAUCUAUAAAACGCAAUGUUAGCAUCACAGGAAGGUCUUAACAAGUUUGGUUUUGGUUUGUUUUCUUGUCUUCCCCUCUUCCCCUCCCUCCCCCCCCCAUUUAUCCCACUUCCCUAUCCUUUUGCUUAAUCUAUGGAAGUUCAAAGUGCCAUUCCUGCUGGCUAAGGAAACACGACAGAACUGUUGAUCAUAUUUAUGACAGCACUGCACUGAAAUAGAAAAGGAAGGCAUUCUAUUUUUUUUCACCCAAACACAUUGAAGAAAUGUCAUUUUUUUGUACAAAAUCAUGCUUCUGCAGCUUACCUUUCAGAUCUGCUUAUAAAAAUCUGUCUAGGCUUUGUGACUGCAGUAACAAUCUUCAAAACAGACUAAGUGUAAAAGAUCUGGUUUUCUUACUGGUAGCGAAGGAAUACUGGCUUUCAGGUGCCAAAAUUGUUGUGCUUGAUAACUGAAAACUUAAAGAUGCUAAUCCCCUAAAACCCUAUAUCCCUUUUAAAUUAACAUCAUUAAUUGUUUCAUACUUUACCAUUAUUAACAGAAACAAAGUGCCAAAACCAUGAACUAUCUCAGCUACCAGCUUCCAUUCUGCUAGUUUCUUCAGAAUGGCUUUGCAUCAUUAGGACAACCUUGUACAAAAAUUGAGAAGUUAGGAUCUUGACUUUUAAAAGAAAUAGAUGCUGCACAGAAUAAACUGUUUAUUUUUAUAUCUCAUGUAGUGUGUUACUUUAAAGCCUUUUAUUAAUUUAGUGGCAGGAAAUGCAGUGACAUUUCCCAGUUACAAGAGCUUAGCCAUGGAACUUAGCUCCAGUUUGCUAAAGACUAAAUUGAUACUUGAAACACAACACUGCUAGCUCCAGAAGGCAAGAGAAAAAUGGAAUCCACAGAGUAGUUUAUCGUAUCCCUACGAUACGUUUAUUUAUCGUAUCCCUAGAAGCUGCUUCAGAUGAUACAUGAAAACCUGAUACAGUUUUCAGAUUGGGGUUCCCCGCUCUGUUUCAAAAAGCAAAAACUGGAAAUGUUCCCAAAGGUGAAUUCAGAUUCUCAGCCAUUUUUGUCUUACUGUGGCUUUUGAAAGAUUUCUUUGCUAAAUAAUGCUACGCUGUUAUUACACAACUAAAUGGUUAUUCCUUUAACCUCAGGUUUUGGCACAAUUUUAAGUUUCUGUACAUUCUGCAAAUUGUCUAGAUGGCUUUGUAUGUGACAGAAUAUCCUUUGUGCUUAUCAUACUGACUUUCCAGACUUGUGUUUCAUUUUUCAUACAUAAUACUUUUAUGACUAAGCUGAAACGAGAAGUGUUAUGUUACAAUUUUAUAUGAUUGAGGCAGAAGAGGAAGUUAUGAAGACAGUGGAAAGCCAUUUCAACAAGACACCCUAAAUAACCUCGGAAGUAAAACCUAGUGUUCACAGGAAGGGCCUUUGACUCAAGGAUGAAUUACUCUGACUAGGACUGCCAGUGUUCUUGAGCUGUUUUCAGCACAGACCUACCACUGGAUUGAGGUGUUCAUAACAGCAGGAGAUGCUUUACUACAUGAGUGGUCAAAUCACAGGACUCCUUUAUCGACUGAGAAAUAAAAGGGCUAGAAUUUAAUUUGCUAAGAAGUUUAAAAAGCUUUUACCAUUUUCAUUAAUUACAAGAAGCAUCACCACAAAGAUGAGGAGCUCCCAAUGCAGCUCUCUUAGCAACACCAAAACUGGCAGGCUUAAGAGUAUUUCAGAGUUCUGGAGUCAGUUAAGCUCCCUGCUCCCAUUCUGUCCCAUCCAAAGGUAACACCCAGGUGUGUGCAAGCCCUCCAGUCCUCUAUCUGUUCGGCUGCCUUAAUUCCCUUGGAAAGAAAUUGCUUAUAUUGAUGGGAAAGAAACCUCCAUCCAUGCCAGAUCCCAACCUGGACACCUGUUGGCCAGUAUGAGGGUGUGCUGCAGCAUGUAAAACUGCUCCUAUUGACACAGGCCACAAAGGCCUUCACAUUGAGCUCCUGUUUUACAGACCUUCCUCCUUCCUACACCAAGACUUAAAAAAAAAAAGCAAGCAGCGAAUCCUUUGGUUCCUAGCACUGUCUAGCCAGGCUCCUUAUUUUAACUCUGCUUACUGUGUAUUUAAUAUUUAAAUAUACGUGUAAAUAAAAAUAAAUAUAUAUAAAAUAUAUUUUGUAUAUUUAAAAGCAAGGAAUUGCUUUUAAAUCCCUCCAGGUAUUUUGGUAUAGUAUUUCUUUAAUCCCAACACCACUGAGAUCCCCCUAAAGGCAGUCUGUGAGAUAUGCUCUUCCAAAUAUUUCGAGGAUGCGCAUGGUCAGAGUCAGAAAGCAAUGCUAAAGAGACACUAAUGCCCAAGGACACAGGCAGAACAGUUUCAUGCGACAUCUACCCAGACGAACCUUUGUUCACCCUCUACCUGGUUAAAAUUUUGUGAUUUGAAAAAAAAGGAGAGGGAAAAGGAAAGGAAUGCAGGUAAUUAUGCAACUGAAUUGCCAAGCAUCCAAAGAUUAUAAUUUGCUCCUUCCUUUGAAAGAAAGGUAAUUUCGUUAGACACGUAGUUGGUAAAUACAUCUCUAAGAAGUCUAUAAAGCAAACAAUCAACGGAAACAAGUGCAAAAAAUCCAAGUAUAAGACUAUAAAAUUGCUGAAAGACAGUUUUCAUAGAUUAUGCCUCUGAAACUAAAGGGCAGUCUUUUACUGAACAGGUGAGCAAAAUUUUUGAAGCAUUUUAGAUCUUCAUACUUUCUAUAAAUUGUAUACUACAGGAUUUAUGCUUAAAAUACUGUAUGUUUUUUGUGUAAUUGACCUUAAGCCCUUAUCUUCCUGAUGCAAGGAGAGGAAAUGUGUAUAAAUGUCAGGAACGCACAGAGACUAUAUAAAGAGGUGUACAUGUGUAUGCGCAUAUAUAUUUGCAUAUAUAUGUAUCAAUCUAUAUGUAUCAAACAUGCAGCAGAGUAAAUAGAGACAGUUCGCCCAUUUAUUAUAGGCAAUGAGCAGAGUUAAAAUUAUUUCCUUCCUCCUCCUAAGUUUGCCUUUCUAAAAAUUCUAAAUAAAAUAUCUUGCAGCUAUUUGGAGCCUAGAAGACCUCAGUAGAACUAAAAGUCUUCAAGUGAUGCAGCUAUCUGUUUAAAGCUAAGCCAGUUCCCUAAAGUUAAGACUUGAGAUGGUAUGAAGGUAUGGUGUGAAGGACUGAACAGUUCUUGUGCUGGUUAAUAUUAAAUCCCAUACACAAAAACGUGUGUUAAGCAAUGUAAAAAUCAUUCUCUAAAAAGAAGUUAGAAUACUCCCCUAACCAAGCAACCAAACUUCAAAAUGAAAAAAACAGAAUUCACAUAUGCACCAUUGGUACAUCCCAAAGAAAAGGUUUAGUUUGGUAGACAAUCACAAACAGAGGAAUUUCAGCAGAAUGCAAACUCUUCCAUGUUAUAGGGCUAAGUACUCACUUAUGUGUGUGUGUGUGUAUGUGUGUGCGCACCACCCUUUCUUUAGGAUUAUGGGAAUACACCUCAAUUUUGUCCAAGUGAGAUGAAAUUUUGUUUCUUGUUAACGCACUUUAAUGUAAUGUGUACAUUUAUACUUAGAUUUUUUUUUUAUGCUUUUCUAGUAAACUAUUGCAAAUGUAGUGAAUAAAUAUCUGAUUGUCAAAACCUGUGGGUUUGAGAAAAUAA
This is a messenger RNA of Manacus vitellinus (golden-collared manakin), 6127 nucleotides long. It is a transcript of the gene SLC16A3, whose product is annotated as solute carrier family 16 member 3. The coding region runs from base 123 to 1544 and encodes 473 amino acids. Gene Ontology annotation, biological process: transmembrane transport; monocarboxylic acid transport. NCBI's taxonomy places the organism in Eukaryota, Metazoa, Chordata, Aves, Passeriformes, Pipridae. The record is from RefSeq and is a predicted model, not a curated record. Gene Ontology annotation, molecular function: monocarboxylic acid transmembrane transporter activity. Gene Ontology annotation, cellular component: membrane. The transcript is spliced from 5 exons.